Molecule: messenger RNA, 1147 nt
Organism: Dalotia coriaria
Lineage: Eukaryota; Metazoa; Arthropoda; Insecta; Coleoptera; Staphylinidae
Gene: Syx8
Product: syntaxin 8
Exons: 5
Coding region: 189-896 (235 amino acids)
Biological process (GO): vesicle fusion; intracellular protein transport
Cellular component (GO): SNARE complex; membrane; endomembrane system
Molecular function (GO): SNARE binding; SNAP receptor activity
Source: RefSeq, a predicted model, not a curated record
AUUAAUCUAAUAAAUAUAUUGUCUCUAUGUAUUGUCUUAAUUUGAAAAUGUUGAUACAAAUGUGAAUGUAUUUUCGCGAGUAAUCAGUCUACUUAACCUCUCUUACCAGCAGCUGACUGCGAUACAACAUCUAACAUAGAGUUUCUGAAUUUAUUGAGAAACUAAAGAAUCUUAAUCAAGUACACACUAUGGCACUGCUCAAUAUCGAUGACGAUCCUUGGGUACUUGAGUAUGAAUCCUGUGAAAAAUUGCAAAGAGAUAUUAUGGAACAGUUAAUGGCCAGGCAAAAGGAAUCUCGAUCAACUGAACCUUAUGCCAGAUUAUCUGCAAAUAUUCGAAUUAGAUUAAAACAAUACCAUAAUGAAGUUAAUCAGUUGAAAGAAAAAAUGGACAGAAGCAUAGGAAGCAGAUCAAUUACUUAUGAUGAAGUGGAAAGAAGAGGCCAGCAAAUUGAAUUGUUAAGAUCAAGGGGUGUUAAAAUGGACAAAUUGUACAAUGAAGUAUCCACAGCAAUAAGAGAUACCAGAACUGACUUACUGGGUGCUACAAGUAGUGGAUGGAACUUUGAUGAUGAUGAUAUGCUGGACAAUCAAGCCACCAGUGUUGAUCAGAUAAGGAUCCAAAAGCAAAGAAUGAUGAAAGAUCAAGAAGAAGGCUUGGAUAAUUUAUCAAAAAUUAUUGCAAGGCAGAAGAAUAUUGCAGAAACAAUCAGUUCUGAGGUGGAUUUGCAUAAUGAUAUAAUUGAUGAUUUAGGUGAACACAUGGAAAGAACUGAUGCGCGCGUUAACAUGGAAACGCGUAACGUAACUGUGAUAGAUCGUAAAGACAAAAGUUGUGUGUACUGGGUCAUUAUCAUUCUUUUGUUUAUAAGCAUAAUCGCUGUGGCGACAAUCUAAUCAAAACAUUUCGUGAUUUUCUAUUUUAUUCACAAAUCUGCUUACAUUCAUUUUUUUACUUGUAGAUAGAAUACCAAUGCAUUUUACUCUCUUGUUUCGUUAUACCUCACGUGUUACGGGCUUUACUGAUAUAUUUUACAGAACAAGUGAGGGGCUGUUUAUAAUAAGUUAUCUAUACUUCUAACUAUCUUCUAACUAGAUUUGUAUCUAUUCAGAAAAGAGAAAUAUAUUUUAACGUUUAUUGUUUUAAA